GUGGGCAGCCGCGGAUGGGACACAAGGCGAAGGUCAUCCGUAUGAAGGUGAAGAUGUGGCUUCAAAGUUUGGAUCAAAAAGACACAGACAGAGAGAUGAUUCCGGACAUUGUCGAGGAACUGUGCGGCUGUCUGGAGGAAGUUAACAACGAUCCGGACCUUCACGAGUUGAAGCCUCUGAAGCAUUCUGCCGUUGAGGCGGUACGCUCCCUCCUUGUAGGUAGAAAGCUGAACACCUACAACGAUCGGUGGAAGGUGGCCUGGGCGCUGUGCAGUUUGCAGGGUACUGCUUUUCCUUCAACGGACCUGGGUGAGGAGGCAGAGCUGUCCGAGCUGCAGGCAGCAGUUUGGACAGAUUACCUGGCCUGGAUGGACGACAAUCACUGGCUCACGGAGAAUCGUGAAAAAGUGGUCCGAGACACCAUUGACAUGAGCGCGAAGGCUUGGGAGCGACAGCUGGGCUGCGCCAAAGACAUCACCAUUUCCGUGAUGAAGGCGACAGUGAAGCUGAUUUGUAACUUUGCGCCAUGCUUCUCCGGUGGGUUCGUGGAAAGCACUGGAGCCUGGAUCUUGAAGCAGAUGCGGGAUCUCUACAAUGACCAAUGGAGCGUCGUGCGAGAGCACGCCAUCAGAGGCUUCUGCGCGUUGUUCCGUUACAAGGAGCAUCGGGAGAUCUUCGGCGUCCCCUUGGAAAACAGCGGCAUGUCAAAGUGCUUUCGGGAUGAUGUCGAACAGCUCGUGGAGGAGAUGCAAGCCGUGCAAGAGCAAGGGCCUGAGGAGCACAACUUCGAUGAGAUUAUGAGGCUCCUGGUGUACACACACCCGCUGGCCGACAUCUUCCAGCGUGUAGACAGCGCCGACUCAGACAACGACAACAAGCUCAAGGCCACGUUGAAGGAAAUCUUCGCUUUCUUCUGCCUUCACCAGCAACCGGAGAGCAUCUUGCGCGAUCUCCAAGCCCUGGGCAAGGCCAAGUGCCUCGAAGAGACUCACGCCAAGGCGGGCCAGGACGUCGUCAAAUGGUCUGAACGGAUCUUCGCCUGCCUUGAGGAUCAGACUCUGUGGCCACGCUCGAUCCAGCAGACCAGCAAGCAAUGGUUCCUGGGUUCCUGGAUCGUCGCGAGCCUCUUCGGGCCGAAGGUGGUCGCCACCUUUGCCAGCGGCAGCGUGUCACACCAGCGCUUGAACGCAGAGGACUCGAUGUGCUAUCACAUUUCCCGCGGCCUUCAGCAGUGGCACCAGCAG
Messenger RNA from Symbiodinium sp. CCMP2456, 1244 nucleotides. Lineage: Eukaryota; Dinophyceae; Suessiales; Symbiodiniaceae. The record is from the annotation of a GenBank genome assembly.